Messenger RNA from Guillardia theta CCMP2712, 474 nucleotides. RefSeq lists its product as hypothetical. The record is from RefSeq and is a predicted model, not a curated record. The transcript has a single exon. Lineage: Eukaryota; Cryptophyceae; Pyrenomonadales; Geminigeraceae. Bases 1 to 474 code for a protein of 157 amino acids.
AUGCUCAUCAGCGGCAUCGCCAACCCUGCCGGGGAGACCGAGGGAUACAACGGGCUGCACCUCAAGGACGGGGAGAUCGACGAGAUCAUCAGCGGCAGGCAGAUGAUCGGCAUCCCCGUCAAGAUCGAGCACAAGGGCGUCGGUGUCGGCACCGUGGUCUCGGCAUUCAAGGAUGAACAGGGCAGGCUGAACUGCAUACUGGACAUCACCGACGAUGAGAUCGAGGGCGCGAUCGCACAGCAGUGGGUGCGGGACAACACGGCCAGCGAGCUCUCGCUGGGUUACACCGUCGACAUCAACCAGUCCGAGCCGCAGGGCAGGCUCUCCGCGGGGAGGAAGAAGGUGCUCGAGGUCAGCCUCGUCAGGAAGGGUGCGAGGAAGGGCUGCCACAUCUACAGCCACCCAGGGAAGCACCCGCCUGGCGACCCCGGGUUGAUCAAAGACUGGCGCGAGGCUUUCGGCCACCCCUUCUGA